Messenger RNA from Malus domestica (apple), 718 nucleotides. The record is from RefSeq and is a predicted model, not a curated record. Lineage: Eukaryota; Viridiplantae; Streptophyta; Magnoliopsida; Rosales; Rosaceae.
AUGCACUUAAAUGUAGUGUAUCUUGUCUUGCAGUGCAUUCGUCGAUUCUGUGAUGAGAAGGAUGUGAAGUACAUUUUCAAUGGUUUGAAGUACUUAUCAACAAUCGUUGCAGUUAUUAUACGAACUGUUUAUGAAAUGAAAAAGGGAAAGACAUCCUGGAUGGUGUUAGCUUUGAUUAGCUCAGCUGUCGCAACGACAAUGAAUACGUAUUGGGACAUUGUAAUGGACUGGGGCCUUCUGCGAAAGACAUCAAAGAACAAGUAUUUGAGAGAUAGACUUGUAGUUCCACACAAGAUCGUAUACUUUGCAGCCAUGGUCUUGAAUGUAGUAUUGAGACUUGCUUGGAUGCAGUUGGUGUUGGAAUUUAAAUUGCGUACCAUUAAUAAAAUGACAAUAACAACUGUCAUCACCUUCCUAGAGGUCAUUCGUCGUGGCAUUUGGAGCUUCUUCAGGUUAGAGAACGAGCACUUGAACAAUGUAGGCCAGUACCGCGCUUUCAAGUCAGUCCCUCUUCCCUUCAGUUACUACGAUGAGGACGCUGACAAGGAUGACUAAACAUGACACAGUCUCGCUCCAUUCAUGCACCCGAGUAUAAUGAAGCAGCAAACCAAGAACAAACGUACGAUCUGUGGUUAAUUGUGGAGAAUUCACAAUUAACAUAUGUAGGCUCAUUUCGUAAUUGUACAUAUGAAAUCGCCUUGUUCGUUGUUGAUCCUGA